This is a messenger RNA of Gastrolobium bilobum, 1134 nucleotides long. RefSeq names its product probable pectate lyase 4. Gene Ontology annotation, molecular function: pectate lyase activity. The coding region runs from base 70 to 1134 and encodes 354 amino acids. The record is from RefSeq and is a predicted model, not a curated record. The transcript has 4 exons. NCBI's taxonomy places the organism in Eukaryota, Viridiplantae, Streptophyta, Magnoliopsida, Fabales, Fabaceae.
UUAGCUAUUGUUAUUGCCACCAUUUUCACUCCAAACCUUAGUUCUGCCAAGAAAUCCAAGGUAAUUGGAAUGAAAAUGAAUGUCAUCGAUCGAUGCUGGAGACCGAAUCCAGAAUGGAGGAAAAAUCGGCCUCAACUAGCCACAUGCUCCGUUGGCUAUGCUGGCAAGAUGAUGAACAACAUUGGUAAGGACCUCAUGCAUUAUAAAGUUACUGACCCCACUGAUGACCCUAUAAACCCCAGACCUGGCACCUUGAGGUAUGGAGCUUCUGUGAUUCAAGGUAAAGUGUGGAUCACAUUCCAAAGAGACAUGCACAUUAGACUCGGAAAACCCCUUCUCAUUAGUAGUUUCACCACCAUUGAUGGUCGAGGUGUCAACGUCCACAUUCUUGAUAAUGCAUGCUUGAUGAUCUCAAAGGCCACCAAUGUAAUCAUCCAUGGAAUUCGGGUUCAUAAUUGCAAAGCUCAAGCCCCUGGGAUGGUGAUGGGUCCAAAUGGAAAGGUAAUUCCUUUGGGCCAAGUAGAUGGGGAUGCAAUCAGAUUGGUUACUGCUUCAAAUAUUUGGAUUGAUCAUAAUACCCUUUAUGAUUGCCAAGAUGGUCUUCUUGAUGUCACGCGUGGUUCCACUAAUGUGACUGUAUCCAACAACUGGUUCAGAGACCAAGACAAGGUUAUGCUUCUUGGGCAUGACGAUGGGUAUGUGAGGGACCAGAACAUGAAGGUUACUGUUGUGUACAACCAUUUUGGACCUAGUUGCAACCAGCGCAUGCCAAGGAUCCGCCAUGGAUAUGCACAUGUAGCCAACAAUCUUUACCAGGGAUGGCUGCAAUAUGCCAUCGGAGGAAGCAUGGGACCUAGCCUUAAAAGCGAAGCUAACCUCUUCAUAGCACCGAAAUCGGGGAGUAAGGAGGUAACAUGGAGAAAAAGUAGUAAUACAAAUGGGGACAGAUGGGAAUUUCAUUCAGUGAGGGACGCUUUUGAAAAUGGAGCUUCCUUCGAUGUAACAAAAGGUGGACGUGUCCCAAAGCCGAAUUAUAGCAGGGAACAAGGUUUCAAAGUUGUUGACGCCAGAGCUGUGAGAUCAUUGACAAGAUCAUCAGGUGCAUUAAGAUGCAGUCAUACCUCUAUAUGUUGA